Molecule: messenger RNA, 1858 nt
Organism: Zingiber officinale
Lineage: Eukaryota; Viridiplantae; Streptophyta; Magnoliopsida; Zingiberales; Zingiberaceae
Product: F-box/kelch-repeat protein At5g43190-like
Exons: 2
Coding region: 31-1098 (355 amino acids)
Molecular function (GO): protein binding
Source: RefSeq, a predicted model, not a curated record
CAAGCUCUAAAAACACAAACGAGGUCUGCCAUGGCGUCCUCCUCCGACUCCGACUGGGAGAGGCUUCCUCUCAACCUGCAAGAAUCCAUCCUCCUCCUCCUCCCCAUCUCCACCCUACUCGUCUGCAAGUCCCUCUCCCGUUCCUUCCUCCACACCAUCCGUUCCCCCUCCUUCCUCUCCGCCUACUCCCUCCGCCGCUCCCGCCACCUCGACGACCUCAUCUUUCUUCUCUUCAUCGACGGCAUCGGCGCUCGCCGCCCCAGCGCCAUUGCCUUCCUGCCCGUCCGCGCCUCCUGGAUCCACCUCCCCCUCCCACAUUCGCUGUGCCACAUCCACACCUCCAGCGGCUGUCUGGUCGUCGCCGAGAAAUUUGAAGGUGGGCAAUUCGUCUCCGAUCUCCUCUCUAGGACAGUCACCCCCAUCGCCCCGAUGUCGUUUCAUUCCUAUAUCCUCUCACUGGUUGAAGACGAGGCCUCCACGGAGUUUAAGAUCGUGUCUUCCAGCAAGAACGUUAUCGAUGGUGGGAUUCUUCGACCCUCCGAUUGCCAGGUCUAUAAUUCUUCUUCUCGCCGAUGGGAGUCUUCAGGGCAGUUUCCGCAUCACUAUGCGAUGUUAGGCAAUGCGAUCUUGUUGAAUGGUAUGUUGUUUGUUCUUGGAAGAGAUCCCGAUCAUCUACUUGCAUUCGAUCUGAAAACGAGAAUGUGGAGCGUGGUAGAUGAGGAGCUUCCACUUUCUCUAUUGUGCUUUCAUUUGUUGGUUUUCGAGGAGAGGUUAUUCUUAGUUGGUGGUUUGGAUGGAGAAGAAUUGACAAUCACAAGAAUUGAAAUUUGGGAGUAUGAUUUAGUGGAAAAGCAAUGGGGGAUGUUUUGUUUUAUGCCUGAUGAAAUCUUUCUGCAAUUUUGUGGUAACGGUCUUUUUAAUUUUGAUACAAUAGAUCAAUUGGGGAUUGUUUUGUUCUGCAAUACCAGAGAGUUCAGCAUUAUAAUGUUUGACAUGUCCUCAAAGAUUUGGUCACGGGCACCUGACUGUGAACAGCCUAAGAGCAGGAAAUCUUGGAUUGGGCAUGCUUUGGUUCCUUCAGUGCAAUUAUUGAAAUAAGUAUAUGAAGUGGACAGACUUCAAAUUCAAAGAAAGUAUUGUGGUGUUGCUCUAAGAGAGAAGCAUCCAACCAUAUAAAUUCAUCUUCAAGUGCUUGACAUCAAAGUGAAUUGCCUGAAAGGUUAACUUGACCCCUUUUUUUGCUCCCAUAUUGUUGAAAGAAUGUUCUCUACUUUACAAUUAUGAAAGGGUAUUACAAUUCAUUUCGAGCCAUGCCAGAGUUUUAAGUAUAAAAUAUAUUUUAAAAAUUCAAUUUUCCAAAUAAUUCAUCUUCUAUAUCUUCAAAGAAGUACUUAGUCUCUCUUUAAUCUAGGGAAACAAAUUAACGAGGAAAAUGGAAGGGAAAGGAAUUAACUAUAAAAAAAUAAAAAAUGUAAAUUAGAAAAAAAAAGAAAGGAAAGAAAAUAAAUAAAAAUAAAUAACAAAAAACUAGAGUUGUCGAUCCACAUUACGGCUAGGUGAGGCCAUUGCAAGGUCGCAAAAGCCUCUGCCAGGUCACAAUGGCCUCGUGACCUCGUGGAGGCCUCCACAAGUCCAUGAGGUGUUGCGGCCUCAGGAUCUUGUGGAGACCUCCACGAGGCCACCACACUCGUAAGUGCAAGUUGGUGAACGAAAUCAUAAAUUUUGCCCGUGUUGAUCGGCGCUGAUUCCAUGAAAUCAUAUAUUUAAUUUUGGAUCUGUAAAAUUGGAGAUGAAACAUUUAUAUUUUGGUUUAAUGGGCAAUAGAGAUCAUCUUCCGUGGUGAUGAGAAGAAAAACUG